GCAAUGAAUGAUUCAAGCUUUCGUGCUGCAAAUGGUAUUUACCUAUCAUGCUCAUGAUAUAACAGAAGGGUUUUCAAUGCUCUAAAAGCCAAAUGCAAGUGUUUACCAAUUGUGCUGAAAUGCUGUAUCGCUUAUAAAUGCUUAUGCUGGUCAUAAUAUGCAUUUAAUAAAAUAUUUCUACUAUGGAACUCAAAUCAAAGUGCAUUGAGUAAUUUCGAAAAAUAUAUAUUUGGUGCUUUCAAGUUUUAGUAGUAUGAAGGCUAGUAGGCCUAUGAAAUAUAAGAAGCAAAAUGAUUAUCAAAUUUCCUUAUAGAAAACUGUUAGGAAAGAUAUGGAAUAGGUACGUGGCUUAAUCAAAUAUGUGUUUUCCCAUGAAAUGACUCAAUUAAGAUUUCCAUGGUUCAUAUGUAAAUUACGGCGUGCUAUUGAAGGGAAGCUACAUACAAAUUAAUAUUAAUGAUGCGGAAAAUCAUAAAAGUGAAGUGCAGGCUCGGUGCCAUUUAGAUGAAUCGUCAUCGGAAGUGCCCCAUUACGUGACACUUUACAGCCAUGCAGUCUCUUAAAAUGACUCCAUCCCCAUCUAGAGGAAAUAUCACGAACGCUGUUUGACGACAGAAAUACACUAUUUCAGCUUAAAAUUUUCAUCGGGUCAUCGUUCAUCUCCUAAACCAACCGGAUCUUUACGAACAGACAUUUAAUGUCCCCGGUCUCAAUAUAAAACAGUGGGGUCCCCCCUCGAUUUUCUCCUUCGACAUUUUUUUUUUUUUACACAACGCCCACACUUCCGGACCGUCCAGUGUGAGCAGCUGGAUCGCAACGCAUCCGACGCCUAGCGUUCGUAGAGACGAGGAUGAAGCGAUGUCCCUGAUGCAACAACGAUGUCUGUCAGCCGUUAAUCGCUAGAUUGUUCAUUUCACACGGCCAUUCAUCGAACCAUCUCGCGUUUUUUCCCCUUCCCCAUCAUAGGUGCUGAUUUGUUUUCUUCCUCACAAGGAAUUUGGGCUUCAGCCUUCUUCUGUUUGUCUUCGUCAACUGUUGCAUAUUUCCACUUUAAAUGAAUCUCGUAAGGUUUAUGAACAAUCCGGUUCCAUCCAACAAACGAUACCAGCCCACGGAGUACGAGCAUGCAGCUAACUGUGCCACGCACGCGCUGUGGAUAAUCCCCAGUCUGCUGGGCAGCUCCAUGCUGCACUUCCGCUCCGAUGACCAAUGGGAGCGUGUGUCGGCCUGGCUCUAUGGGGCGGGGCUUAGCUCACUCUUCAUCAUCUCCACCCUCUUCCACACUGUGGCCUGGAAGAAGAGCCACCUGCGGUCCGUGGAGCACUGCUUCCAUAUGUGUGACAGGAUGGUGAUCUACUUCUUCAUCGCUGCCUCCUAUGCUCCCUGGCUGAACCUCCGGGAGCUGGGUCCGUGGGCGUCCCACAUGCGCUGGUUGGUCUGGGUCAUGGCGUCCAUCGGGACCACCUACGUCUUCUUCUUCCAUGAGAGAUAUAAGAUCAUGGAGUUGAUCUGUUAUUCAGUGAUGGGCGUCUUCCCUGCUUUGGUGAUUCUCUCAAUGCCUGAGCAGGCUGGCCUGUAUGAGCUGCUGAUCGGCGGCGCCUUCUACUGCCUGGGAAUGGUCUUCUUCAAGAGCGACGGCGUCGUCCCGUUUGCCCAUGCCAUCUGGCACCUGUUCGUUGCCAUGGGAGCAGCCGUCCACUACUACGCCAUCUGGAAAUACCUCUACGCCCAGCAGGCCAAUCAGGUGCAGACGUCCAGGUGACAUCAGCUCUGACCUCAUCGGAGUCGGGAAACGGCUCCUGUCAUUGAGGGAAAUCACAGGACACUACGAGGAGAACACUUCUAAGGCUCUCGCUGAAGACGCUUUGGUCCAGACGUUUCAGUUUCGUAAAAGGUUCAGUUGAAUGAGUUGAUAGCACACGAGAGUAGCGCUGCCUGACUCACUGUCAUUAUUGCGUUACCCUGCAUUGAGGUGUUCUCCUCGUCGGUGUAAAUAUUGGUUUGGUUCUAUUUAGAAAUACAUAUUUAUGGUAUCAAACAAGACCAGAGCCCUAGAAUGCGUGCUAUUCGUUUGGUAUGUUAUGAUUUAGUAUGGGCAUUUUUGUCAGUGAGUAACUGUUAUGAUUACCCUAAUCAAGCACUACACUAGAAUGUAUUUUUUUUUUUAUAACCGGCAUAUAGAUAUUCACAACUAUAUUUUAGUUUUAGUGUAAGAGUAUUGGGAUCAACUCACAACACAUGUUACUAAAUAGCAUUGCUAUAGAUUUUCUUAAUUCGUUUUACUAUACAGUUUUGCACCGCGUUACUAGUUUGAGAUGAAAUCCACCAUGUCGGGUGAAUUGGGGUUUAACCUCAACAAGGGGGAGGAACCACUGAAUCACCAUAGAAACACACUGCCAGGAAGCUGAAUUCAUAGCACACUACUGCUCUAAUGCUAUGUACUUCACACUUAAAAAAAAGGAAACCGAAGCUAUAGUAUUGUUGAACAAUCUGGCCCAAUAGUACGGCAUCUCAGGUGUGUGUGCGUGCGCGUGUGUUUGUGUGUGUGUGCGCGUCUGUCUGGCAUGCACGCGUAUACCGCGUCUAUUGGGGGGGUACUCUUGAUUCCCCUGAACCCAAAGCCUCAAAUCGGCUGAGUCAAUGUUUACACUCUUAACACGUAUACCUUGAACGCACCGCGCACGAUGAGGAUAGUGUAAGAAUCAUAACACCCACCCCUUGUAUCUACUCCACAUGUGAUAGCACAUGGAACACGGGACACGCCUGACGGCAAGGCAGUGUUGAGGAGCGAUCACACAGAACACCUUUGCAGGCUGUAAAACAUGAAAGCCUUUUUUUUGCAGAGCAGCCCCUUUUUUGCUGUUGCAAAUCCACCAUAGAACAUCUCCAUGUAACCUUUAAUUCCGUUGGCCACUUUGUUCCUGAGUGGCCUCUGUGCCAGUCACUCACACAAGGCACUCACCGCAGAAAAAAGCAAGGCCCUCAGCGACGCAACAGAAGCUAGCGAAACACUCGGUUUCCAUGGAUAACAAUAGCAAGAUGGACGCCACCAGCCCCAGCUGCUCAAAAAGUAUUCAGUGUGAUCGGGGCCUGACAGAGAGUUAGUUAACAGUGGUAGCUCACUGCUCUAGCGUGACUAACCAGGAAGAAUGUACUAGCAAGUACUAGGUUGGCUAUUACAGCUGGGUCAUAUUGUACAGCACCUAUGUAUUGUCAGAAGGCAUUAGAAAUGUCCUUUUAAUGCCUCACUUGUUCCUUUUGUCUUUAUUUUGUUAUUCUAUAAGGUUCUAUUGUGAAACUAUGAUGAGUCUGUCUGCUUUUAGUCUACAGUGAACUUUGUGUUGGAACAAAAAAAAAUGUUUUUAUGAUAUUAACAUUAUAAGAAAGCUUAUUGAGGUUUUUUUUUUUAUUCUGGAUUCAAAUGUAAAGGCUUGCAUUAAUACAUGCUGGUCUACAUGUGUAUUGACAGCUAAGAAGCUUUGAUAUGUUGUUGUUUUUUGCACAUAUCUCAACAUUGUGUAUUGAGUAUGUAAUGGAUUGAGCGAUCAAUUUCCCCGAUGCCCAGCCCUCUUGUCCCGGCCCCCCUUUCCCUCCUGCUGCUUCACUGCCUCUGAACACACCCAGACAACAAGAGACUCGAACUCAAUCAUUCCAGUUAACUGUUUCAUGACCAAAUACUAUGUGUACUUUUUGAAAAACAAAAAAACAAAAAAAAGUAAACACCGUUUUUAUUUGUUGUUUAAAAUAACUCUAAUCAUGGCAAAUGUAUCCGUUUUUUGUAAGUACUGUACAGAAGUUUUAGUAUUUAUCAAUAGUAUUAAAAUAAUAUUAAAUAGUGUACCACGCCUGCAUUGUACGAAAGCUGGCUUUUUUCGUUUUGUCCCUUGUUUAUUAUAUUAAGACACGGGCAAAACUCAUUGGAGAAAGACUCACUACAUUGCAAUGCUGACAUACUGACAUAUUUUAAUGGACGUUCCAUUGCUUCUUUUCAACUGCCAGAAGUUUAAAACGAUCCUUUGGUUCCAGUCAGUGUGGUGAGAUGAUGGAGUCCUCUAUAAGUGCUGAUACUGUACUCGAUAGGAAGGUUAAAGGUUUGUGCAGGGAUAAUGUACUCCUGGACCCUAGAAUGCAGAGGCCACUCCUUCUGAAUGGAUUUCUGCUCUAAUGGGGCCACGAUGUCUAUCUUAUGACGUGAGGGCCCUACAUCUCUGGUGAUCUAAGCCCUUUAUGAAGCCUUUGUGAACAUGGCUAUCAUCAUAAUUAUUUGUAUCUUCAUUAUUAUUAUAAUUAUAGUUAUUACUACGAUGCACAGUAUUUCUUGAUGCUCUAUGAUGCUGGAGUCUGCUGCUUCUUGUGGUCUUAGUGCUGCUGGUGAUUAUUUGGGCCAUAGGAUGCUGUCUCGGUUCUGCUUAGACACAAAUUAUAUUAACCGCCACUCCCUCGCUCUCUCCCUCUGUCUGUCCUCUGUCUCUCUCGCUCUUGCUCUUGCUCUCACUCGCGCUCUCUCUUGCUCUCUCUUGAUGCCACUCGUCUGGCCGAUGUUUGUCAGGCUGGUCAAUA
Molecule: messenger RNA, 4560 nt
Organism: Gadus chalcogrammus (walleye pollock)
Lineage: Eukaryota; Metazoa; Chordata; Actinopteri; Gadiformes; Gadidae
Gene: mmd2a
Product: monocyte to macrophage differentiation-associated 2a
Exons: 7
Coding region: 1055-1762 (235 amino acids)
Cellular component (GO): membrane
Molecular function (GO): pore-forming activity
Source: RefSeq, a predicted model, not a curated record